UGUGCCAGAGAUCGAUCCGGGGUGCCAACCACGAGCAAGAGUCCGCAUGGUAUCCUGCGGGGAUUUCACAAGGAGGAUGGUGCUCACGAAAACAUGCUGCGCGUCACGAGCUAGCCUUCCGAAGGCGGCGCGAAGCGCGCAAGGAUGAGACAGUCGUCGCAUGGUGUUCGGUUGACGAAACGAUAUCUGGUCAACCUGCGAAGACACGUUGACAUGUUGGUAGCGCCCAGCUUCAUGGAUGGCAUGCGGCAGCAAAGGAUCGGCACACUUUGGAACAUGCUGAAGAUGAGCGCAGAGCUGGUGCUGUGCGUCAGGGAACUGAGCCCUCGGGGGCGAGUAAUCACGUCUGCUCGGGUAGGUUGCUCACGGCGCAACAGAGGGUAUAAAGCGACAGAGGGACCGCGAGGGUCCCAUAUCCACCUCGAAUGACUACGCAGGUCAUGUAGGUGGCCUCAUGGUCGUCGACGGCGGUCCAUCUCGUCGACGGUUGUGUGCGUUAUCCAUGUACCUAUAUAUAGCGAUGGCAUGGAAAGGUGGUUUCGGUGUGUGCGUUCGGGACUGCACGAGGCAGGGGGGAUCAUGGACGAAGACAUCAAGUGGGUUGACACGGUCAUCACCAAGCUCCUGCGCGUCCAGGACAAGCCGGCUCAGACCGAAGUGACGGACCUCGACAUUGACGAGAUCAACGCGCUGUGCCGGUGCUGCCGUUCGAUCUUUCUGUGCCAGCCCAUGCUGCUGGAACUGAAUGCGCCGAUCAUCAUCUGCGGCGACACGCACGGUCAGUACGCAGACCUCCUCCGGUUGUUUGAAAUUGGCGGGUUCCCCGACGACAAGAACUACCUCUUUCUCGGCGACUACGUCGACCGCGCCAUGCAAAGCAUUGAGACCAUCUGCCUCCUCUUUGCGUACAAGGUCAAGUACCCCACGCGGAUGUCUCUCCUGCGCGGCAACCACGAGUGCGCGUCGAUCAACCGGAUAUAUGGGUUUUACGACGAAUGCAAGCGCCGGUACAAUGUCAAGCUGUGGCGCACAUUCGCCGACUGCUUCAAUUGCAUGCCCGUGGCGGCCAUCGUGGCCGAUAAGAUCUUUUGCAUGCAUGGUGGGCUCUCCCCUGACUUGUACAAGAUGGACCAAAUCAAGAACAUUCGCCGGCCCACAGACAUCCCGGACGAAGGGCUACUCUGCGACCUCUUGUGGGCCGACCCUGACGCCGAGAGCCACGGGUGGACAGAGAGCGAUCGCGGCGUGUCGUACAUAUUUGGUGCGGACGUCGUCGAGCAAUUCCUGGAAACGCACGAUUUGGACCUUGUUUGCCGCGCGCAUCAAGUCGUGUCGGACGGGUACGAGUUCUUUGCUGGUCGGAAACUCGUCACGAUUUUUUCCGCCCCCAACUACUGCAACGAAUUCGACAACGCCGGCGGCAUGCUCGUCGUCGACGACAAGCUCACGUGCUCCUUCAAAGUGCUGUGCUCGCAAGAAGGAUGAUGAUGGUGUCGCCACGAUCGAGUGUAGUCCUCCUUACAUGUGUCGACCACGUUGGAAAAUAUCAAACUGUGUUGCUUGGACACUUCUACC
Messenger RNA from Aphanomyces invadans, 1575 nucleotides. RefSeq lists its product as hypothetical. Lineage: Eukaryota; Oomycota; Saprolegniomycetes; Saprolegniales; Verrucalvaceae. Gene Ontology annotation, cellular component: nucleus; cytoplasm. The transcript has 5 exons. The coding region runs from base 526 to 1485 and encodes 319 amino acids. The record is from RefSeq and is a predicted model, not a curated record. Gene Ontology annotation, molecular function: protein serine/threonine phosphatase activity.